UUUUUUUCUUCUUCUUCUUCUUCUUCUCUUCUCUCUUUGCUUUCUUUCCAUUAUCUUCUUUUCUUUCUUGACAUCUUUUUUACCUUUGAUCUUUUUGAUCUUUUAAACUAUACAUCAUGGCUGAUUUCAUAUGCAUAGCGAUGGCACCCCAGUAUACCGAUCCUCAUGAAUCCGAGCCUCGUGCACCUCACCCGUCUUCCAGUACUUCUUUUCGAAGAUCGCUCAACUUAUCUCAGGGAGCCUCUGCAUUGUUAGGUCGUAGAUUCUCCAGAUCAAAUCAUCAAACACGUUCGAACUCUACCGAUAAUAAUGAACGCUCCCCUACUUCUCGAUGCAACUCCGAUCCGGUGUAUAUUCGCAUUGUUCCAAGUAUCGAUAAUCCAGGUCGAUCGCUGGUCUUCCCCAUCAUUGAACGCGAGUUAGAAGUCGGAUCAGUCGUAAAAAUUGGCCGUUUUACCGAUCGAUCUCAAACAAGCAAUCACAUCUCAUUCAAAAGCAAAGUGGUGUCCCGAUCACAUUGUGAAUUUUGGGUCGAUGCAGACCACAAGCUUCAUUUACGAGACACCAAAUCAUCGUCGGGGACGUUUGUCAACCGAAUGCGUCUAAGUUCUGCUGGCCAGGAAAGCCGACCAACCGAGAUCAAGGAUGGUGAUAUCAUUCAGCUGGGUGUUGAUUAUCAAGGCGGCGUGGAAGAAAUUUAUCGAUCUGUAAAAAUGCGAUUCGAGUUGAAUCGGUCCCCCACCCGACAAGGGCCUGACUCUUUCAGUGUAUCAGCAUUCCAUAAUCUACGAAAUAUCACCAACCCAAUCGCUUCAUCGUGUAGCAAACCAACCGCUCAUGGAGAAGCCUCCGAUGCUUGUUGUCCUUCUUUAUCACCGGAAAACGGCUCAUUCAACGAUCUGCAAGUCGAUGAAUGUGUUAUCUGUCUGUACGCCCUGGCGCCGUUCCAGGCGCUCUUUGUUGCGCCGUGUUCCCAUUCUUAUCAUUUCAAGUGUAUCCGCCCACUUUUGCAAAGUUACCCCGGUUUUCAGUGUCCCAUUUGCCGCACCUAUUCUGAUCUCGAAGCCAGUGUGGCUAUCGAAGCAGAAGAAGUGCUCGAAAAAUACGGUGUCAAAUCCAAAUCUUCCACACAGCCGUCCUCGCCAUCUUCGCCAUCCUCGCACACCACUUCCCAGCAAGCGGAUCACGACCCCCAAUCCCUUUUGAUGCAGCCAUGUGCAUCGCAGCCUUCUUCACCGGGAUCCGUUGAAGAACCUGAUCAGCAACAACCUGACCCAUCUGAAACGCGAGCCGAAAAUUCAACCUCCGUAGCGCAACCGAUGCCUUCGGAAGCGAACACUGGGCAACCCCAUCGAGGCCCCGAUCCGCUGUCCACUACGUUGGUGGCCUCACCACCCAGUUUCUCGCCCUUGUCGUCUUCCACGUAUCAUCGUACUUCCGCUGAAGCAGGCGAUCACGGGGCGACCCUUUUAUUCGAAGAUUUUAGCAAUGUGAUAACCGAAGAAGAAAGUGGCAUUGCCAGCACCCCAAGCAGUCCUCGAUCCUUGGAUGAAGACGUGGUUUCCCGAUCCACCACACGGUCAUCCGAACGCCGGUUGAGUGCUUCCAAUCUCGUGGAGAAGCUUAAAGUAGCCUUUUCCGAAAAAUGUAAAUCCAGUGGAUUCAACAACCGAGACGGCAAACGUUCGUCUGCAAAGUUACGGCAUCGAUCUCAGGAAGAAGACGCCGACAUCAUGGAAGUCGAUGAUAUAUCUGGUCCCUCAUCGCCUCGGCCUUCUUCGGCUCCACUGACUCAAACUUUAUCUCGGCAAUCAACCACCCACACAUCUCAACUCCCAGAGAUCGUGGAAGACGUUGCAGCCGAGGAAGGCCAACCUUUUUACCCACAAGCAUCUUCCAUGAUCAUUGAUCACCACUACUGAUCAUUAUCAUUAUCACCAUCAUCAUCAACGAUAUAGGAAAUAUUCCUGGCUAAUCUUAUUAUUUUCUUUCUUCUCGUCUUCCUUUUUCUUGUCCCAUUGAUAUCUCAACUGUCUUUGUAUCAUAUUGCGCAUAGUUUGCUUUUUUUAUUCUUUUUUUUUUUUACCUUACAAAUUUACUACACCCUCUUUUACAUUAAGUUAUCCAAUGGAAUUUCUGUUAUGCAUGUUUACUCUUUUCCAAUCACUGUCUGCAUUGCUGUGUACAUCUGUGAACUACCACUGGUUCCUCCUUUAUGUCAUACAAAGCAAAAAGCUUCAUUGUUACCAGUAAUCAGCGCCCUAGUUUCUCAUACAUGAGACACUUUUACU
Messenger RNA from Radiomyces spectabilis, 2291 nucleotides. RefSeq lists its product as uncharacterized. The transcript is spliced from 3 exons. The record is from RefSeq and is a predicted model, not a curated record. Gene Ontology annotation, molecular function: ubiquitin protein ligase activity; protein binding. Gene Ontology annotation, cellular component: mitotic spindle pole body; cell division site; cytosol. The coding region runs from base 117 to 1922 and encodes 601 amino acids. Gene Ontology annotation, biological process: mitotic spindle assembly checkpoint signaling; ubiquitin-dependent protein catabolic process; negative regulation of septation initiation signaling. NCBI's taxonomy places the organism in Eukaryota, Fungi, Mucoromycota, Mucoromycetes, Mucorales, Radiomycetaceae.